Mizuhopecten yessoensis (Yesso scallop) is the source of this 2040-nucleotide messenger RNA. RefSeq names its product organic cation transporter protein-like. Gene Ontology annotation, cellular component: membrane. The transcript has 12 exons. Lineage: Eukaryota; Metazoa; Mollusca; Bivalvia; Pectinida; Pectinidae. The record is from RefSeq and is a predicted model, not a curated record. Gene Ontology annotation, molecular function: transmembrane transporter activity. Gene Ontology annotation, biological process: transmembrane transport. Bases 502 to 1692 code for a protein of 396 amino acids.
UCUUUAUGGAUUGUUUUGAAGUUAUAUCAGCAUUUCUUCUUGGUGCACCGGAACACAGGUUUACACGUAUUGUUUUGUCCAUCCCCUGACUACACCACUGUAUACAAAUUGUGUAAGAUACCAGGUUAUGAUAAUGACACAUAUCGUGUCCAAAGUGACUAUCACCUUACGCUCAUCAACAAUCAGAUACCUCCACCAUCGGAUGAGACCCACACAUAUGAUCAGUGCCAUCUGUUUACAUUCAACCUCACAUCAAUCACGUUCGACAACUCUAGUCAUCCAAUCAAUGCCACGAAAAUACAGUGUACUGAAUGGGUUUAUAGUGAUGAGGUGUUCAAAGAAACAUUUACAUCAAAGCAUAACCUCGUCUGUGAUGAUUCCAGUAAGCCUUCUUUGGCAAAGUCCUUAUUUUUCGUCGGGAUUCUGAUAGGCGCAUUCAGCUUUGGUAACUUAUCAGACGGGAUCGGACGGAAAAAGACAUUCUACUUAGCUGUGGUGCUUAUGCUGGCCUCGACCCUGGCACUAGCGUUCAGUCCUAACUAUGUUGCAUUCGCCGUGUUUAUGACCGCCAUAGGGGCGACAACUCAGGGCGUCUUCCUCGUUGGAUUCGUUAUAGGAAUGGAACUUGUCGGCCCAACAAGGCGGACGUUUACCGGGAUUGUCAGCGAGUACUUUUUCGCUCUUGGUCUUGUGAUUUUGUCUGGAAUAGCCUAUUUCAUUCGUCACUGGAAAUACAUAGAAAUAGUGUGUGCCGCCCCGUUCAGCAUUGUCCUGGCAUACUGGUGGCUGUUACCAGAGUCGCCAAGAUGGCUAAUUUUAAAACAUAGAUACGAAGAGGCUACGAUCGUCCUACAAAAGGCAGCCAGGAUCAACAACGUUGUUUUACCCGAUGAUUUACUACAAACUUCGGACAAAGGAAAGGACGAUGAUACACCAAAAGACGGGAAAAUCUGGCAGCUAUUCACUUCAAGGGUUCUAUUAUUACGAACUUUAGUAAUUUUCAUUAACUGGUGUAUGGUGACAAUGGCCUACUAUGGACUGUCUCUCAACUCCGGUAACCUGGGAGGGAACUUUUACCUGAACUUCUUCCUGUCUGGCCUGGUGGAGUUCCCAGCCUACACCCUGGUCUUACUACUAGUGGACAGGGUGGGGAGGAAACGGUUACACUGCAUCAGUAUGAUCAUGGGAGGGAUGUUCUGUCUCUCCACCAUAUUCCCUAUUCUGUUUUUAGAUGAACGGUACCAGCCUCUAACAACGGCCCUGGCCAUGCUGGGAAAACUUGGGGCUGCGGCUGCCUUCGCCAUCAUUUAUAUGUACUCUGCAGAGCUUUUCCCAACCGUUGUGCGUAACGCUGGGAUGGGGGCAAGUUCUUGUAUUGCGAGAUUGGGGGCCAUUGCAGCUCCAUUUAUUGCUGAUUCGGGAGAUCGCAUCGGAGGGAAAUUGGGCAAAGCUUUUCCCUUGGUCGUGUUCGGAGUAGCAACAAUUGUGGCUGGCGUUCUCGCUUUGCAUUUACCGGAAACACUGAAUCAGGAUCUACCAGAAACUAUCGAAGACGGCAUUUUGUUUGGAACGCCUGCUUACAAAGCCAAGAAAGAGGACGUAACUAUAUUGGCAACCAUUAAUACCGCAUUUACCAACGAUGAGGAUACGGUCACAUCACAAAUCAAUGGCGAAACGGUCUCUAAACUAUGAAUGAAACAAUUGAUAUGUAUGUGAACUAUAUUACUAGACAGUAAACCUUGUCAUUCUUAUCACGUACACUUCUUCAUCGUUUUACAAGCUUAAUUUUUGGACAUUGACCGGUCAACAUGAGUUGAUGGAGACUAUUUGUAUUGACUGUCCACUUCAGUGUUAUUGUGAAGGGCGCCACCAUAUAGGGACUUUUACACAUAAAAGGACACUGGAAAUGUUUACUAUAUGUAAACUGAGGGCUUUAUUGCUACUAUUCUUAGACGCUUGGUCUUCUGGUACGAUGAGAGCAUACAUCAUGUUCGGACGAGAGCGUGACUUAUUUAUGCACCCUUCAUCAUCAGUGCACGA